Asterias rubens (European starfish) is the source of this 992-nucleotide messenger RNA. Its product is annotated as 39S ribosomal protein L14, mitochondrial-like. The transcript has 3 exons. Gene Ontology annotation, molecular function: structural constituent of ribosome. The record is from RefSeq and is a predicted model, not a curated record. Bases 103 to 549 code for a protein of 148 amino acids. Gene Ontology annotation, biological process: translation. Gene Ontology annotation, cellular component: mitochondrion; ribosome. NCBI's taxonomy places the organism in Eukaryota, Metazoa, Echinodermata, Asteroidea, Forcipulatida, Asteriidae.
UUGGCCAACACGGGACACGAAAUCGCGUGGCUUUUGGGGGUGUGAAAUUUGUGGUUAGGAGACGUCCUAUAUUGUGAAGCAUUAACCAAUUUACUAGACAAGAUGUCGGUGCUGCAGUGUGUCCACAAACUUGUCAGCAAGCUUCCUCACAUAAACCCAACACGUUUAUGUGCCCCUCAUUUUAGUACAUCGAAUCCAGCCUCCUCCAUUAUCCUUCUAUCGAGGUUACGCGUUGUGGACAACUCCGCGCUAGGAGCGUCAGCAGUCCACAAACCACCUCGCUGCAUCAUGGUCUACAACAAACAACGCAUCGGCACGACAGGAGACAAGAUCUUAGUAGCAAUCAAGGGGCAGAAGAAGAAGGCUCUGAUUGUUGGAGUCAAACAGGUCGGACCAAGGAUGACACCAAGGUUUGACUCAAAUAACAUUGUGUUGCUGGAGGAGAGCGGCAACCCCACAGGAACGAGAAUUAAGGUUCCGAUUCCGUCACAUCUGAGAAGUAGGAAAGAUUUGUCCAAAGUAUUUGCCAUCGCCACAACAUUUGUAUGAUCCUCACUCUUGAGUUUCACUGACUGUAAAAAGAAAAAGCUACAUGAAUUUUCAACCUUUGAGAAAGACUCUGCUAGGGUUGAAACGUUAGGCCCGAUACUUCACAAUUGAUUAAGCAGGUAGUGUUUACAAAAAUGAAACACCACAAAAGGGGUAAAGAACUUUGUGCACCCUUACUUUCAAAAUGUUGGUAUGAUAAGAUUAACCAAUUUUAGAAGACAAGUAAAAAAAACAAAAAAAUAAUCAUUCUGUCAGAAGUAUUUCUUUGUUAAAAUCUUGUUAAUUGUACAUUGGAAGUAGAUGAGUACUUGUUGAGACCAUGCCAUUAGAUUCUAUGAUGCACUGUUUCGAGUUGAUUUUUCUUAAUACCGAAAUUUAGGGCAUUAUAUUUGCAUUUUUUUUCUUGUUCUUUAGAGAGCCACACCAGUGUUAAUAAACUUGUA